This is a messenger RNA of Pocillopora meandrina, 11963 nucleotides long. Lineage: Eukaryota; Metazoa; Cnidaria; Anthozoa; Scleractinia; Pocilloporidae. The record is from the annotation of a GenBank genome assembly.
AUGGCGGACACGCGGCUCUAUGAAAUUCUCGGUGUUUCGCCGAGUGCGAGCGAUGUGGAGAUAAAAAAGGUAAACUAGGAAGAUUUAUGAAAUUAAGAAUAGUACUUGGGGGCUUCAUAAACGAUUUAUCUGACGUUAACUUUGUCAAAAUCGUCUAAUUUGUUAGGCUUACAGGAAGCUCGCGAAAGAGUAUCACCCCGACAAAAACCCUGACGCAGGCGAUAGAGUAAGUUAGUUGUCUUUGAAUUUGUUAAUGUUUUGAACUCGUUAUUUGCCUUCUUGUCCUUCUAACGUCAACUUCUUGUCUCUAGUUUAAGGAAAUAAGCUUCGCUCACGAGGUACUUUCGAACCCUGAGAAACGCGAACUUUAUGACAAAUAUGGAGAGAAGGGAUUACGCGAAGGCGCUGGUAUGGGUAAGUAAUUUUGACACCGCUCGGUUCCUUAUUUUAGCUGCAUUUGGACUGAUCUUUUCAUGCUCAGAAACUGAAAUUGCUCAUUAUUAAAUCUCCACUUGAAACGUGACGUGAUGUAUUUUACUUUGGCUGAAACGAACCUUGAAUUGUCUCCGAUUUGCAUCAGCAUGCUUCUCUUCUUAUAAUAUCAUAAACCUUUUUCCCUUUUCAUUUCCUCAGGUGGGGGUAUGGACGAUCUUUUGUCGCAUAUUUUCGGUGGUUUUGGCGGUGGAAUGUUCGGUAAGUCGAUAUUUUGAUCGUGUUGGCGCCGUAACAUUUACUGCUCUAAGCAUGUUUAGAAUGGACGAAAAUGCCAAAAAAACCAACUUUACCGGAAGUGGAUUAAAGCUAAGAACUGAAGAAACUGACAUUUCUUGUGGACAUUUCAUGACUCUAGUAGGUCGUAAAUAUAAAAUUGGUAACAAUUUGGAAACAUUUUCCCGUAUAAAUUCGUGUUUAUUGAAAGAUGGUUCGGCCAUGCCUUGCUAAAGCCACUCAAUUGACAGUAUGAAGUCGUCUUUUAGAGAGAUAUUGUUGUCGAGAGUUCGAUAUCAGCCCAAGUUUUGAAAGUCGGUGAUGUAUUAAGAACAUUCCAUCCAAAUUUUCGGCUCCUUUGGGUUGCUACGUCAUUGAAUAAUCCUUUUAUCUUGUUUAGCUGGGGGAAUUUCUGUAAUGCUUAGUUAUCGCGAAAUUUCUACCCUUUAAUGGGCUAAAAAUCGGUAUGAUAUAAGUAUAGAUGAGCUCACAUUAUGGAUAGAAUUUUGGCUUUAAAUGAAUUUGUUGUGCAACCACGGUUACUAAAAAUAACCUUAUUUUAUGGAAUCGUAAUAUAGCUGUAAGUGUCAUUAUUUAUAAUGUAUACAUUCAGAAAGUAGACUUUAUUGUGUUGUCUAUCUGUGGAAAAUUGAUGACCAUGGCCUUUACAAAUGUAUUUUGUUUCUUUAUGCUGAAAAAUAACACGCUCUUCUUAAUGUAACAAAUAUGUCUUGUCUCCAAGGUAACUAGUGCUAUGAAGGUGUCAUGAUUUUGAGGUCUCCUAAACAAAGCCUAGUUUACAUGAUCUCUGUUAAAUUUGAUUAGAUUUAGUCAAAUAUUAGUUGUAAUAACUGUACUUCAGUUAUGCUCUGUCAUGUUGAGAUAACAACACUCCUUUGAACUUUCUCACUGAUCAUAUAGUCUUCCCAUUAUGUUUUAAGUAGAUCUUUGUAGAUCAGUUCUUCUGUGAAAGUUUAAUCAUGUAUAGCGUUUCAUUAUUUUUAGCAACAGUUUUGUUUUAACCCUUUGACACUUUAUAUUUAAUUCUGCGAAAUCAGGGAUCAAAUUAAAUUUAUGUUGAAGAAGCCCAACUUUUAAUCACUAAUCUUUAGUUACAAACAUUCAAAGCCAAAAUGAGUUCUCUUAUUCAAAUAUUGUUCUGCAUCAAAAGUGCAAUUUUAAUGGAACAUAUUUGUUACACUUGCACAUGUACUGUUAACCAUGCAGCUGUGCGAGAUUUCUAAAAGAUUAAGCAAUAUCAUGCCUGUCUGAACAUCAAGGGAAUUUUUAAAUUGGUUUUGCUGGAUGAAAGCUAUCUCUGAAUUUAAUUAUUUUUUAAUAUUUAGCUGUGUUCACCAUUUUAUCUUCUGAAGAAUUUCAGAAUUAUGUUGUAAUUAAACCUUGAAGGGUCUAGAUCUUAAUACAAUUGAGCUACAUGAAACUGCCAAAUUUGGAAGGCCAGGUUUUUCAAGUUCUCUUUUAAUGUACCUGUGUAUUUGCAAUUUGCAAAUGAAUUGAGUUAGUGGGAGCUUUUUGAUUCCUUUUGGUUUUUAAUAGGAAUUUGUCAUUUGUUGUCAUUGUUCACCGGUAUUCAUUUACACCAUGCCAUGGCUGUGUAACCGCCCAAUUUUUUGUAUAGUAGGAUUUGCCCAUAAGUUAUCUUUCCUCAAUGGUUACUACUCUAAUGAAAACCCUUUCAAAUGGUCUAUCAACCAAUCAUAAGGCUGAGAAGAAUGUGAACAAUAUCAAGAAACCAUUUUAAAUGUAUUAUUUUACAUCAGUUCAUUUUAAACUUCUGAAGUAUGAUUAUACAACAAGUAUAUAUUUUCUUACUUAUUAUUCGUAUUAGUGUUGUAAAUAUCUCUUUGAAGUUCUUUGAUUUAACUUAGUAUGGUGGGGGUAUUGCAUUUGAUCAUAUCUAGUCACAUUUUUGAUCAUAUCUAGUCAUAUUUUUGAUCAUAUCUGUCAAUAUUUUGCAUUAUGUAUUAAGCAGCAGUUAUGUGAAAAGCUAUGGCAACAGCCCUGAAAGUAAUUCUAAACAAUGAGUGGCCACUAAGUCACUGAUAGAUGAAUAGUGUAGAAAAGUUCAAGACUUUUGUCUUCAGGAAUAAGAACAAUCUUGUUCUUAAUUUUGGGUUAGAUUUUUUAACUUUUAAAAACGACCAUUUUAUUAUACCCUAAACCCUGUAGCAUCCUAUAUAUGAUAGCUAGCUCUUUACAUUGGCCUCUUUCAUCUGUUCCCAAGGUGCAUGGCUUAAGAUUGUGACUGAUACUGGAACCAUUGCAAAUAACAUUUCCUUGCUAGCAACUAAAAGUUUUGGUCUGGUCGCCACCUUGGCAACUGAAUUUUUGUCAGUUUGAAAUUAAAAGUUAUAUAAUUUAAGUUCGGAGGAGCCUCGUAUUGUUGUUAAGGAAAUUUGCUUAAAUUCCAACCCCUUUUUCCUCACACUUUUGCACAAGUGAUCACUGUUCCUCCUUUUUACAUGGAUGCAGAAUUUCAAGUAGGUCAUAACAGUACAACUUGUAUUUUAAAUCUGGCCCCUUUGGUUGUUACAAGAUGUCUGUCAAAAGAGAACUUUUAAAGUACUAUAAAUCAUAACAGUAGUGAAUUAUUUUUGUUCAAUUUGUUGUAUUUUUAAGGUGGUGGAGGACUCAGACAAAGAAGAAGGCGAGGAGAAGAUCUCUUCCAUCCUCUAAAGUAAAGAUAAUUCUUUUCUGUUUUUCUCAUUGGGUAUUACCAUAUUGUUACUUAUUUUUGCUGGACUUAAUUAUUGUAAUUUUUUACAAUUGUCAAAAAAAUCACAGAAUUAAAGACCUGUAUAAAGAGCUUUGGCUCAUUAUUGAACACCCUACUUUCCCAGAGAACAUGGAUGCACAAUUGGAUGUAGUGUACAAUCAGAGAAAAUGCCAGCACAAAUUGCAUGUCUUAUGUAGUAAUCCCUACAGCACUGUAUCUGAGUUAUGUUGUGUAUUGUAUAAUUUGAGCAAUAAUUUUUUAGUAUGUGUUUCAAUCAAAUUUAGCUUUUUGUAUUUGAUUCUGUAGGGUUACAUUAGAAGAUCUUUACAAUGGAAAGUCAACCAAAUUACAACUCAGUAAGAAUGUGAUCUGUGCAGUAUGUAAGGGGUAAGGUUACUCAUUGUUUAACUUUGGUCAUACACUAUCAACAGUUCAUCGGUAAUUGUCAUUUAUUUGCAGUAACUGAAAUGUUUUUAAUUACCAUCAACAACUAUCAAUUUCUGAACAACAAUGAAGUUUUUGACAAGCUUUUGAGAUUUUCAUAAUGCCACAUUAUAUAUCAUUCAGCAUGUGAAACAUAUUUAAGCAAUGUGUUCAUACUUCAAGUUUUUUCUUAAUGUGAGAUGACUAUCCACAGGCUUACUUUUAAAAACUCAAAUGUCUGUGAGUCAAUGGAAAUUGCUUGAAACACAUUUUUUUUAAUUACUGCCGCAAUAAUCCAAUGUUUACAACCAUGCAUGUAUUGCAGGGUUGGUGGAAAAGCUGGAGCUGUGCGAACAUGUCAGGGGUGUAAAGGGAGGGGAAUAAAAGUGACUAUUCGCCAAAUUGGUCCUGGAAUGGUUCAGCAGAUGCAGUCUACCUGUAAUGAAUGCAGUGGGGAAGGUAAGGGAAUGGUGAGACUGAGGAUAUACCUUAGGUACUUUGAUUUGUUGUAAGAAUGUGCAAAAUGAUGAAGAACCAUGGGCUAAAUUAAAAGUCUGACAGCUUUGUUUGACGAAAUUUCCAUGCUGCCUUCCUGCUGAUUGCACACAGGUCACCCUCAACACCACACAAGACCAGGGAAAAAUUGGAUGGUGGUAAUUUAUGAUGACCUUGAAUGAGUAGAUGGAAUACUCAUUCCCAUAUGGAGAGCCAGUUAAUUGUGAAUUAUUUGAUCAAUUUGAGUUCAUUCCUUAAUCAAAUGCACUUUGCUAUUCAAGUUGAUUGUGUGACUAGGAUUUAGUAAGAGAAAUGAAAUGCAUUCAUGUAGAUGUUAUGUGAUGUUUUGAUUACUUCUGUACAAACUUUGUUCCUGUUGCUCUAUUAAUAACUUUUCAGGUGAAGUACUCAAUCCCAAGGACAGGUGUAAAAAAUGCCAGGGGAAAAAAGUUGUUAAAGAAAGCAAAAUAUUAGAGGUAAAGUACUGAGUUAUGGUUCACCACUUACUAGAAAAAAAUAAUUGGAUGGGUGAAAGUUGUAAAUGGUAAAUCGAAAAACUGUGAUCAUUUGUUGGAGAUGCUAUUCUAAUUACAGAAUGAAAUGUAAAGAGAAUGGUGAUAUUCAUUUGUAUGAGCAUGGAACAAAGAAAAAAGUGACACCCUCCAAAGUAUUCAAGAAUUACAUGCGAGACUCUCUAUUUUGCUGCUAGGUGCGCUACCUUUGAGUUUUAGAGAAGUCUUUGGAUUGCAAAAUUGUAUACUUGUUUCAUAUGUGAUAUGCUAGUGAAAAAUGAAUGAUAUUUUUAAUUAUCUACAACUGGAGUAUACAAAAAAACCUGAAAAUUAUCAUGUUAAUUAUCUUUGUACUUAGAAUGGACCAUUGUAAAAGUGAGCCUUGUAUCUCAAAAGUUUUCUCGGUUUCUUGCAGGUUCAUGUAGACAGGGGUAUGAAUGACAGUCAAAAAAUAACAUUUAGAGGAGAGGGAGACCAGGAGGUGAGCAUUAAGGGUAUGAUGAUUGCUGAAUUGAUGUUUACCAUUCAAGCAAAUCUAAUCCUUUUAUCAUCUGUUUUUUUUUAAUGUACAAAGGUUCAAGAGAACGUUAAAAUAAGCAUGACGGUAGUCUAAACUAACACAUAUUAGCCUUAUUAACACAUUAUUAGCUGUCCAAAUUUAAGCAAGUACUAAGAACUUGGCAAACAAAAAAAUGAAGCACUUAUCACAUAACCUCGAGAGGUGUACUCAAAUGGUAUCUAUUCUGGCUAUGCAUCAGUGCAAACUGAUGUCUCAAAUCAUGUGUGACAAUGUGUUCAAUUCAGGAGGGAUUUCUUGAUGCAUCAGAAUCAAAAACACUUGAUUACACUUUAGUGGUGUGUACUACAUUUUCCUUUGUCUGCUCCAGCUGUUGUUUUUGAAGCUUAUCAAAUUGAAUCGAAAGCUGAAGCUAAGAAAAAAGAAGUACAUUGUAUUUUUACUAAAUGUUUCAUUUGUCGCAGUCACCAAACAAGUCAGAUCUGUACAUUUGUUAUUUAGAUCAGAGCUACUUAUUCUUAUUAUGGCUUUGAUAUGUCUGUGGUAUCUUGCAUGCAUCAUUGAAAGAAAAUGUGAAUAGGAUUUUUUGUCCACCUUUUAGUGUUGGACAGGAUUUGUACUUAUUUAAAGGUUUUGUCCUUCACACAGCCUGGUGUUGAACCCGGUGAUGUUAUUCUGGUACUACAACAGAAAGAUCAUGAAUUGUUUACACGUCAGGGUGAUGAUUUGUUUAUGACCAAGAAAAUUCAUCUGGCAGAAGCUCUGUGUGGCUUCCAUAUGGUGAUCAAACACUUGGAUAAAAGAAAUUUAGUUGUAAAAUACCCUGCUGGACAGGUUAUUGAACCAGGUUAGAUUUGAAACUGUAUGUCUAUCCAUUUGUGCUGCUGUCUUUCCAUUCAUCAACUGUCAUUGUUGAGUUUUAAUGGUGGCUGUAUUGAAUACUUUUCCUUUUAGACAAAGAGAAUUUAUUUACAUCAAUGUAUUUUUUUGUAUUGUUGAUUCAUCAUAAAGGAUUUUUCGGUAAUAAAGCAGCUAUUUUUGUUGUAUUUUUCCAUGGCUUAGGUUGCAUAAGAGGUGUGGUUGGAGAGGGUAUGCCAGCGUACAGAAGACCCUAUGACAGGGGAAAUCUCUAUGUUAAAUUUGAAAUUGAAUUUCCUCCAAACAAUUUCAUACCGGGUGACAAAAUUUCUGUGAGUACCUAUUUUUUGUGUGUUCACCAAUUUUCUAAGAUUUUCCACUAUUCAAGAUCUUCUCUUAUUUGGUAUCAGCAUCCUUCAUGUUGGAAGAGUCAUGAUGUAGAAAUUCUACUAUGAGUGGUAUUGCAAGGUUUUCAGUGGAAUACAUUGGCUGUUAUCUCAUAGAAAAGUCCUCCAACAUAUUUCCGUUGGCUCCCAUUUGUCACUCUAAACUCAUAUUUAUGUUUAGGUUAAUAUUGCUCUCAAAGUGAAAAAGCAAAAAAUUCACCCAAGGAAAUGUCUGUACUUGUUAUGAUGUGAUUUUUAUCAAACAGCAACGGUUAUUUAUCAUGCAAGAAGCUAUUUAAGUUCUUCAGCAUUAACAAAUUGUUGAAAUAAUUUGUUUUGAGUUCAUACAUUCAACUGUUAGGGGCAAGUGAUGGUAAUAAUUUUGAGCGUGUUAUUCUUUCUUUUUCCUCUCCCAAUAUCAAUUUCAGAUUAACUUUUGAAAUCAAAGUCACUUGCCUAGUUACAUGUCGUCACCUUUAUUCUGGGAGAAAUGUUUGUUUUAUGCACUUUUUAUUUACCUUUCACAAGCAAACAAUACAGGAGGAUUGCACAUAAAACACUUUUCAAUUGUAUUUUGGUUAAUUAUGCAGAAAACAUCAUAUUAAGUUAUUCUUGCUUUUCCUCAUACCAGUUACUAGAAUCAUUACUUCCUAGUCGGCCUAAACAACCAUCACCAGCUGAGGAUGCGGAAGAAGUGGACCUCAUGGAACUUGAUCCAAGAUACAGUCAAAAAAGGAGAGAAGCAUAUGAGGAUGGCAGUGAUGAUGAAGCAGGCCAUGGACCUCGUGUGCAGUGUGCACAUCAGUAAUUAGAACUCUUUAAGGAACUACUUUGCCUGGCAGCAUUUUAAGCCUGUUCCUGUGAGCUAUUUGGGCAUUCUAGAGUUAAAAUAAUUUCAAUUCCUUUUUGACAUAAAUUUUCUGAAACUUGUCAUAUUUGACAUCAUGUUGUGAAGUAGUUCACUUGUUCAACCAAGACCCUGGCUUCUAGUGUAGUUUUGUUUUGUUAUGAGCUAAAUGUAAAGUAAGUAUCCCAUCAACUACAGGCCAUGUGUUUGAUGGAAGCAUUUUGUGCUAUUUACAACAACAGUGCCUCCAGACAUUUUUUUGAUCACCAAUGAUGGUUUAAAAUUGUUUAUAGCCAGUAUUACAUUUCAAGAGGUCUUUAUGAACCCCAGAACAUUUAUUAAAUUAUAUACAUGUAUCAUAAGUCAUUUUAAGCAGAGGUAACUAUAAAGUGUGAUUCUUCCUCUGUUUCACACCAUUCUUCCUUUUUAACUAACCUAUUCUACAGCAGUGCAUCCAGUGUACAUAAAAUGAUUGUCUAUUGCAGCAAAUUUAUUGUAUGAAUUUUGAAUCAGCAAUUACUCACAAACUAUUCACACCAGAAAAGGUUUCUAGUAUUAGGAUCAGAAGGAGGCAGAGGACACAAAUCUUUCCUUUGUACUCUUUAGAACUUGUGAUAUAAUCAUAAAUAUGAAUAUUUGUGCUGAUUACAUGCUGAUUUGAAAUAACCUCAAUUCAUUAAUUGUUGUCAGUUUGCACAUUAAUUGAAGGGAGAAUGGUGUGAUAAAAAGGCACCAAACCUCUUUUGUUGUGAAUUUUUUAUUGGGUAUUAAGAGUUUUCUUUUGAGAUAUUGAAUGGUGGCAUGUAGAGAUGGCUUUAUUAAUUUUCAAUGGCCAAAAAAUAUAAAGAGCAAUAGUGUUCUUUCCGUCUUCAGGCUAUCAAUCUUGUAAUUUCUGUUUACCAUAUUGAUGUGAGUUGUUUUGUCAAACAACAGCUUUGCAUGUAAUGUAAGGUCUUUGAUGUGGUCACUAGUGGGGAUUCGGAGAAUGCCUCUGUGCCAUUGGAUGUAUUGUGUUGUGUGGAAUUUAUUUUUGCUUUGUUUCCAUUGUGUACACUUUUAUUGAAUAAGUGUCUCCAUAAUGUAGCCACAAAAAUCAAAUGAAGUAGGUUUUAGAAUUUGUGUUUCCAAGUUUGUGUAAGAUGGAGCUUCAACCCUACAAUUAUUCUCACUGGAUGGUAAAUAAAAUUUCAUGUUUGAGCAAGAGAUCCUUUGAAUGGAAUGUGUCUUGUUGAGUGAUACACAGAAUUCCUUUGUGCAAAAUUAUUCAGAGGAUCAUGAGAGAAUUCAAAACGCAGAAAUGACAUUUACAGUUCUGCUCCUCUUUUUAAAUGAUCGGUUGUUGUCUGAUACAGCUGAAAUGUCUCUAUUGUGGAUACAUUUGUGGGUGGGGGACUGGGUUAGGGUCUGUUGGGUUGCCUCUGACGUAAUUAAUUGACAUACCUUACCCUAUAUGAGAUCAGCAUCAAAUUUUUCGGGAAAAUGGUAACAACAGGUAAGGAAGGAAACUAUUUGAAAUGAUGAAGUCGUUUAAGUUAGAUUUUGCUUAAAACAAACAUUUCUAAAAUACUUUCACUUUAAUACCCUAUACUAAUUUCUGGAAAACUCUUUUGGGUGUGAUACUGGUUCGUAGAUGGCAACUAAUAGACUAAAAAGUUUGUUUAGAAGAUCUCCUUACCUAAGACUUUUUUGUCAUGUGGACUUGGAAAAUUUUGACAAUCAAAGCCUUUAUUUGACCUUCGUUUCCCCUCUCCUCUUCGUCAUAAGUGAGUCUUUUGAAUCUUGAGAACGAGGUUAAACAUGGCGGCGGUGGCGGCUCUUAGGGGUUUAAAAGAUGUGGCACUUCGUACUAUAGACAACUUGGCGUCUGAACUUUAUGAGCUGAACCAGAAGAUUUGGAAAAAGCCAGAACUUGGUUACCAAGAAAAGUAUGCGCAUGAAGUGUUAACUAAAUUCUUAAGUGAUAAGGGAUUCGAGGUAACACCCCAUCAUACUCUGGAUACGGCAUUCCGAGCAGCCAGUGGUCGAUGUACCAGACGAGUUGUAGGGUUUAUUUGUGAGUACGAUGCUUUACCUGGUAUAGGGCAUGCUUGUGGUCAUAACCUGAUCGCCGAGGUUGGGGUAGGUGCCGCACUGGGUAAGUUAAAACCACCGACUUUACAUUAUGUAACACAAUUGUGGGCUGUGCUUCGGAAAUGAAGACUUACCUCGAGCCCUUCGACGUUGUUUUCGAAAUUACUCUGGACCUUAGAGUUGUCAUUGUUGUUGUUGUUUUUUUUCAAUGGUUCUAGAUAUAUCUUAUCCCCUCAAUUUGAUUAUAAAGCUUUUAGGCUUCACUGUAUCCAUCUAAACUAGAGUUUGCAUAGUUCCUCUUUCCUCACAUAAUCCAUUGCACAACAGUACAUAUAAGUGAGGGUUAUUAUAUUUAUUAAUAGUAUAGAUGAAAAAUUAAUGCGCGUCUGGUUGGUUGAAAGCGAGUACAUUUUUUAUGUAACACUAAUGCAAAGUUAUAACAAAAUGUAAAUUACUACUAGCACAUGCGAUGCUAAAAUUUUGUCCAUCUUGACUUUCUAUGAUGUGCUUUUCAUGUAAAUUAUUAACAAGUAACAGCAUGAUUUCUUGUACAAUUUGGUGUAACUAAGCACUGGUAAAUUUUUCAAAGGCUACAAGUUGCACUUGCCCUACAGGCUUGUACAAUUUUGUUGUCCUUGAAAAAUUUACUUCUGCUUAAUGAUAACACCGAAUUUCACUUGAAAUCAUAUUGUUACUGAAGAAAUGUAAAAUGAUUUCUGUGUUUACAUAGCCUGAUGUAAACAUGCGGGAGGUUGGGAGAACACGAGAUAAGCGUAGGAAACCACGACGUGAAGCUGAGGUCCACUGCAGCACAAGCAAGGCUUCUCUAUUUGUUAAUUUUUUUUCACUAAGUGUACACACAGUGUAUUGCAGCUUGCAAGUAAUAACAUUUCUGUUCAACUUCAGGUGUGAAGGCAGCACUUGAUGCAAUUAAGCAAGACCUGGGGAAAGUUGUAGUUCUUGGAACUCCAGCAGAAGAAGGUGGUGGAGGCAAAAUUAAAAUGAUUGAAAAUGGUUGCUUUGAGGAAGUAGAUUUUUGUUUGAUGGCUCAUCCUAAAUCUUUUAGCUGUAUUUAUCCAACAUGCUUGGCAAUGCAAGCUGUUCAGGUCACAUAUCAUGGAGUAUCCUCCCAUGCAAGCGCUUUCCCUUGGGAGGGUGUUAAUGCAUUGGAUGCUGCUGUCAUGGCUUAUAAUGCUGUCAGUGUUUUGCGGCAGCAGCUUAAACCAACAUGGCGUCUACAUGGUGUCAUCACAGAUGGAGGAAAUAAGCCAAACAUUAUUCCUGAAAAGGCUUCAUUGGCAUAUUAUGUGAGAACUCCAACUGAGGAAGAAUUAAUGGUUCUUCGUAGCAAAGCACAUAGAUGUUUCGAGUCUGCAGCUCAGGCCACUGGUGUGUGAAUGAUGCAUAGUCCUUAUUAUCUGCUAUCUCAGAUUAGUCCAUACUAAGAAAAACUAGUUUCCUUGCCCUAAGCAGUUGUACCAAAUGCAGACCAAGCCAGGCAAAUCACAUAUCUAUUUUUACAGCAGUAAAAUAAUUUGAUAAUGUGGUUUGGUUAAUAUUUAUUUUAUUGAAAGGGUUGAAUUGUCUUUAAACUUGUCUCAGUUUGUGCAAACAUCUGAAAUGAAGAACUCAGAUACUUGGUUAAAGUAAAGGGUAAAUUUAGGCUCAGUGCCCCACAGCCUAGAAGCCUAUCCUCUUUUCAAUAUUAAGGAAGGGGUAUUACUAUUUGCCAUUCCCUCUCUCCCCCAUUUGAGUAAAUGUAUUAGGGUUGCAAAGUACAAUGACCUUACCUGGGCUUUAACUUGGACCUCUUGACCAAGUGUGUCUGCUAUUACACAGUGGUGUCUCUCACUCAGAGAUGUAAACAGUAAUUAAAUUAUGUUUAAAUGGACAGAUUUAUUUCAGUUACUUAGUCUUAGUGUACUUUUAUUGUUUCAAUCAAAUUUCUAAAAAUUUUUGUCCAGAGUUUAAUUUUUGCAACACUUUUUGUUAUGUUCACGUAACUGUAGGUUGCACUGUGGACAUUCAUUGGGAUUCUAUGUUCUAUUCCAACUUGGCAACCAAUAAACAGCUUGCAGAGCUCUAUGGAGCAAAUGCACAGGACUUUGGCUUAACAUUUCCACCACGUGAAGAACAAGUAAAGGCAUCAUUUGGUUCCACAGACAUGGGAAAUGUGUCACAUGUUAAACCUUCCAUUCACCCAUACUUUGACAUUGAAACAUCUGCUGCAAAUCACACUCAUGAGUUUACUGCAGCAUCAGGGAGGACAGAAGCUCAUGAUAGGGCAGUUACUCAAGCUAAAGUCAUGGCCAUGACAGCAUUAGAUGUGCUGUGUGAUGAUCAGGCCUGGGAAGAAAUUGUGGCUGACUUUGAGAAAGUUCAUGGAAGGAUGAAACCUAGGCUGACAUGA